AUGGCCAUCGCCUGGGAGGAGGGACUCCCUCAGGCAUCAGCCUCGGGAGACGGCGGCACCUGUGUGAGGCUGCCCCCUGCCCGGGGUCCUGGGCCCCCUUCUCAGCGGAGUGGGGCCCUGCCCUGCCCAGGUGGCCUGGCCGGCACCGCAGUGCCCGUCCUGCCCACCCGCGUCCGCGUUCAUUGUGCCCCCGCCAGACGGCCUCUCGCAGCCGCGUCUGAGCGUGUCCGCUUGCCAUCAGGCCGUAGCGGCUCUGUCCCUGUCCUGUCCCCAUUGUACGGAUGCGAAAAGGCUGUUUGCCCAAGGGCGUUCAAGGGCACUGUGGAGGGGGGGCGGGCCUGGACACGGGAAGCCUGGCGGUGGCCCUGGGAGGUGAGGCAGCCCCGCAUUUCGCCCCCUGGCGGUCCCGGCCCUGACGCUCUCUCUCCCCCCCAGACCAUCAUGGAGCAGUUCAACCCCAGCCUGCGCAACUUCAUCGCCAUGGGCAAGAACUACGAGAAGGCGCUGGCAGGUAAGGCAGGCGGGCGGUGCCCGCGGCUGGGAGGGUGUGGGCGGGCCGCCGUCCCCUCCUGGCUGGUGCCCGCUGUCCCCUCCCGUGUGGACACGCGCCGCCUGGCGGCUUCUUGGGAAGUUCCUCCCGCCGCGCUGGGGGCUGUCGGCGAGGACUCCCCGGAGAACCGCUCGGCUGUGACCAUCAUGGAGCAGUUCAACCCCAGCCUGCGCAACUUCAUCGCCAUGGGCAAGAACUACGAGAAGGCGCUGGCAGUUUUUACACUCCAGCUGAAGUCCUUUCACAACGAGCUGCUCACGCAGCUGGAGCAGAAGGUGGAGCUGGACUCCAGGUACCUGAGUGCCGCGCUGAAGAAGUACCAGACGGAGCAGCGGAGCCGCGGGGACGCGCUGGACAAGUGCCAGGCCGAGCUGAAGAAGCUGCGCAAGAAGAGCCAGGGCAGCAAGAACCCCCAGAAGUACUCGGACAAGGAGCUGCAGUACAUCGACGCCAUCAGCAGCAAGCAGGGCGACCUGGAGAACUACGUCUCCGACGGCUACAAGACAGCGCUGACGGAGGAGCGGCGCCGGUUCUGCUUCCUGGUCGAGAAGCAGUGCGCUGUGGCCAAGAACUCCGCCGCCUACCACUCCAAGGUGAGCUGCGCCUUCAGGGCCACUUCCGGGGCCAGAGGGCAGGGCUGGAAGGACAGCGGCCAGGCCAGAGGCUGCGGGUGCCUCUGGGGCAGUGUGGCUGACAGGCUCGGAGGGGUCAGCUCCUGGGAGGGGCCACACUGCCAGGAGCCCCUGUGGAGGCCGGCUUACGCCCAGGAGAACGCGCCCAUCAUGAACGGCGUCUCGGGCCCCGACAGCGAGGACUACAGCCCCUGGGCUGACCGCAAGGGGGCCCAGCCCAAGUCCUCGUCUCCUCAGCAGCCUCAGACCAAGAUGAGCGACUCCUACUCCAACACCCUGCCCGUGCGCAAGAGCGUGGCCCCCAAGAACAGCUACGCCGCCACUGAGAACAAGACGCUGCCCCGCUCCAGCUCCAUGGCGGCCGGCCUGGAGCGCAACGGCCGCAUGCGGGUGAAGGCCAUUUUCUCACACGCGGCGGGCGACAACAGCACCCUGCUGAGCUUCAAGGAGGGCGACCUCAUCACCCUGCUGGUGCCCGAGGCCCGGGACGGCUGGCACUAUGGCGAGAGCGAGAAGACCAAGAUGCGGGGCUGGUUUCCCUUCUCCUACACGCGGGUGCUGGACAGCGACGGGGGCGACAGGCUGCACAUGAGGUGAGCGGCCCAGGCCCUCCCGGCACAGAGCUGGGCUGGGCUUCCCUCCGCCCGGUGUGUGCAUGCCAGACCCCGGGCUUACGGCCCCUCGUCCCGCGGCUUCCCCACCCAGACGGCCAGCACCUUCAAGCAGAGGCCCUACAGCAUGGCCGUGCCCGCCUUCUCUCAGGGUCUGGACGACUACGGGGCGCGGGCCGUGAGCAGCGGCAGCGGCACGCUGGUGUCCACAGUGUGAGGACGCUGACCACGGGCACCGCUGCUCGGAGGACCCCUGCCCCCCUGUCUGGUCUCCAUCGUUUCCUCUCAGCUCUCGGCGGUUUGUUUUUGGGUCGUUUUUCUGCCCCACCUGCCCCUCUGGCCUUUUUGGUUGGUGACCCCAGACUCUGAGAUCCCCAAGGUCCAUGGUGCUGCCCCACCUCUGCUCCCCGUGGACACGCCCAUGCGUGGCCCGCCCGCGGGCAGCGUGAGCGAGUCCUGGCCGCUGCCUCAUCUGCCGAGUUCACAACUCACUGCUCUUUCAAAGGCUCGCCGUGAGCCAGCUCUGACGUUUGAAGAAAAAGAAAAACCUUUUAAAAAAAAAAAAAGCAAAAAAAAAAACAAAAA
Messenger RNA from Myotis brandtii (Brandt's bat), 2378 nucleotides. It is a transcript of the gene BAIAP2, whose product is annotated as BAI1-associated protein 2. The record is from RefSeq and is a predicted model, not a curated record. Gene Ontology annotation, biological process: plasma membrane organization; actin crosslink formation; actin filament bundle assembly. Gene Ontology annotation, cellular component: cytosol; nucleoplasm. Gene Ontology annotation, molecular function: protein binding. Lineage: Eukaryota; Metazoa; Chordata; Mammalia; Chiroptera; Vespertilionidae. The transcript is spliced from 13 exons.